Molecule: messenger RNA, 483 nt
Organism: Acanthosepion pharaonis
Lineage: Eukaryota; Metazoa; Mollusca; Cephalopoda; Sepiida; Sepiidae
Source: the annotation of a GenBank genome assembly
AUGAAAAUUUUUUUUUUCCAGCAUUUAAAAAAAGAUAAAAACAAAAAAAAACCUGUUUGUCAAUCUCCCUCUCUACUUCAUUUCUUUCUCAAUCUUUUUAUAUCAUUCCUCUUUCUCUCCAUAUCCCUCCCUUCAUCACAUUUCUUUCUCUUCAUCUUGACCUCCGCUUUCUCUAUUUCAUUUUUUCUACAUCUCCCUUUCUUUAUUUUUCCCCUCUCUCUCAUUCUUCUGUGUCCUCAUCUCUCUUAUCUCUUUCUAAAUCAUAUCUCUUCAUCUCUCUCAUAUAUUUUUUUCUCCUCUCUAUUGUGUCCAGGCCCUCAAUCUCUUUUUCCUCUCCUCACCAUUUCUUUUCCAAUAACCCAGCCAACAUUAUCUCUCCUUCCCUUCCAUGUUUCCCUGCAUUUCUUUGUGCUUAGCAACUACUGUCUGUUGUCUUAUUAUACACUGAUUGACGUCUUUCCCUUGGAUUACAAUCCCACAUAA